AUGAAAGUCCAUUAUAUUAAUAUAUUAUUGUUUGCGCUUCCAUUAAACAUAUUGGUAAAAUUAUGUCGUGUGCAUUAUCAAAGGAACCAUAAAAGCCCUAUACCACAUAAAGAAAAAAUACAUAGAAUAUUAUGCGAAUGCGAUUUAUAUACGUCCAUUUAUUAUAAUGACCCCGAAAUGAAUUCAGUGAUGCAACAAUUUGAUCUACAAACGUCCAAACGUUUUGAAGAAUAUGACGAAUGGAUGAAAGAAAAACGUAUACAGUGUAAAGAAAAGUGUGAUAAAGAAAUACAAAACAUUAUAUUAAAAGAUAAAAUCGAAAAAGAUUUAAAGGACAAAUUUGGCGCACUACAAACAGAUCUAGAUAGUGACGCUAUCCCUACAUGUGUGUGCGAGAAGUCGGUGGCUGACAAAACAGAGAAAUUUUGUCUCAAUUGUGGGAAAAAUAUGGGAGCAAUUACACCUUGUUGGGGAUUAGUUAGUGGUUUAGGUUAUUAUAGAUGGGAAAUAGCCGCUACUGCAGCUGCUGUUCAAAAGGGUAUUGAUGCGGGUAUUGCUAAAGCCAUUGAAUUAUUAAAACAAAAUUUCGGUCUAACUAGUUUAACGAACGAUGCAUGGACAAAUCUUGUUAAUGCAAAAACAUUUAAAGAUUCCGCUGUACUUAAUUCAUCUUUAAAAGAAUUAGGUGAGAAAAUUUGCAUUUUCCGUGACGGUACCUACGACGGAGACCCUAUGUGUAUGUUCAUGGAAAAGGGUCCUUUUAAAUUUGCGGAGAUUACAAGAAAGCAUACAGAAACUGUUGCUACGAAGGCAGCUGCUGAAGCUACCUCUGUUACAGAUGCAAAUGUUGCUGAGGUAACUGCUUCAGGUUUUACAUACUCGACAGCUAUAACUGCUUCUAUUGUUGCAAUAGUAGUUAUAAUUUUGGUUAUGCUUAUAAUUUAUUUUAUAUUACGUUAUAGACGAAAAAAAAAAAUAACGAAAAAACUACAAUACAUAAAAUUAUUAAAAGAAUAG
Messenger RNA from Plasmodium falciparum 3D7, 1017 nucleotides. Its product is annotated as rifin. Lineage: Eukaryota; Apicomplexa; Aconoidasida; Haemosporida; Plasmodiidae. The record is from RefSeq and is a predicted model, not a curated record. Bases 1 to 1017 code for a protein of 338 amino acids. The transcript is spliced from 2 exons.